UUUGAACCAUAAGCGCGAAGCAGGUUUUGUUUUGUACAAAAUGAAGCCAGCUCGAGGUUCAUCAAGAGCAUCAACCCGAGGUCCUAAAGCCGCCGGUCGAUCUGGGAAAAGAUUACAGCAAAAACCACUGCCUAAUGGUGAGGGUGCACAAGAUAAGCCAAGAAAGAAAGCGCCUGCAGAGCCAAGAAAGGUGAAAGGUCAGGAGAAAUGGAAACCACUGACCAAGUCCUCCAUCGUGGUCCUCGACAACAUGCUGAGCUUGUCAAUACUAUCUGUUCUCCCAGUGAAAAGAAAAGAAAAAGAGGAAUCACAGAAGCACCUUAACUCGGUGAAAGACCAAUUCCUAGCUAUAUGUUCUCGACUCCCAGUGCCGCCUCAGAAACAUGGAAGCAUGAUGCAGGCGUCCCUGCAGUUCCACAAAGAGAACCAGAAGGUGAAGCGUGGCAAAGAUAAUAUCGAGGCAUUAGAGGAGAGCAGCUGGGCAGUGGUUAGCCAACUGGAGCAGCUGCAGGGAAGGAUGGACAGGUUGACAGACGAGUGCAGGAUCAUGAGGAACAAACUGGAAGAGGAAGAAUUAAAUGCACAGGAGUUUAUUCAGCUGACUAAGCAAGCUGUUCUGCGGCUUCCUGCUUUACCACUUCAGCCUGAAGAUGAGCCCACGUUACAGGAGAAGAUCAUGAAAGCAGUACCUGAACCCAAGGCUGUCAUGAAGGCUCUUCAGACAAGAAACGUAACCACGAAUGUUAAAGCCUUUUUGGAGUUGGCACAUAAGCAGGUGGAUCACCUGUGAUUUCACUCUGUAACUCCAAACAAUUGGAUCAAAUUUUUUUUUUUUUUGUAAUUUCUUUUCUUUUUAAUAAACAAAAAUUCUGUAAGACAAAGUGUAGCUGUUUUCUGAUUUAGCACAUUCUUGGCUCAGUUAUAAAUCUUAUUGUAAUAAACAAGUUUACCAUAA
Neoarius graeffei (lesser salmon catfish) is the source of this 955-nucleotide messenger RNA. RefSeq names its product centromere protein Q (gene cenpq). The coding region runs from base 41 to 790 and encodes 249 amino acids. Lineage: Eukaryota; Metazoa; Chordata; Actinopteri; Siluriformes; Ariidae. The transcript has 9 exons. The record is from RefSeq and is a predicted model, not a curated record.